Molecule: messenger RNA, 5696 nt
Organism: Vespa crabro (European hornet)
Lineage: Eukaryota; Metazoa; Arthropoda; Insecta; Hymenoptera; Vespidae
Product: putative fatty acyl-CoA reductase CG5065
Exons: 10
Coding region: 439-1986 (515 amino acids)
Biological process (GO): long-chain fatty-acyl-CoA metabolic process
Cellular component (GO): peroxisome
Molecular function (GO): alcohol-forming very long-chain fatty acyl-CoA reductase (NADP+) activity
Source: RefSeq, a predicted model, not a curated record
CUUGUAAAAACGUUAUAGUACUAACAUAAUAUACAUACAUAAGUUCAUUGGAGUCUACUCAGGAGCUCAGUGAGCUCGUGAACUCUGUGUCGUUCACUGUUCUACGCUCGUCCGUAUUCAACAUUAUUCAUUUGAAAGGCCAACGUGUGAGAUCGUACUAAUUGUUCUUUCGUGUUUUUCUUUUUUUCUUUUUCUUUUUUUAAAAUCGAUUAUAAUUUCGUAUCGUAGAAAAUACUUUUUCUUAUCUCUUUAAGGAAACUCGUUGUUGCAAAAGAUAAUAAAAUAAAAAUAGAGAAAUUUAUUAAUUUUAAAUACUUAUUGACUGAUUGAAAAAGAAUUUGUCCAUGAAUGCAAUACGCAAAGUAUUAAAGAUCGUUCAUUUGAUUUAACUCAUACACAGAACCAGUCUCUUUCUAGACUUUCAAGAAAAGAAAAAUCAUGGAAGAGUGUAGCGAGAUACAAUCGUUUUAUAAAGGCAAGACUAUAUUUAUUACUGGAGGAUCCGGUUUCAUGGGAAAAGUUCUUAUUGAGAAAUUAUUGUAUGCCUGUGACAAUCUUGAUAAAAUUUAUAUGUUAAUAAGACCCAAAAGAGGUCACAGUCCAGAUUCGCGUAUAGAAGAUAUGUUCAAAUUACCGUUGUUCUUAAGAUUGCGAAAAGAAAAGCCGGAAAUUAUAAAAAAAGUGAUACCUUUAGUUGGAGACAUUUUAUUGAACAAUCUCGGUCUCAGCGAUGAACAACGGGAGUGUUUAAUUAAUGAAACUCAAAUCGUUUUUAAUUUAGCAGCCGCGGUUAGAUUAGAGGCUAAAUUAAAGGACGCCAUCGAAUCUAACUUGGUCGGCACGAAGAGAGUAUUGGAACUUGGUAAGGCCAUGAAAAAGCUGGAGGCAUUCGUGCAUCUGAGUACGGCCUUUUGUCAUGUUGAUCAAAAGGAGCUAGGUGAACGAGUUUACGAUUCGCCGAAUGAUUCUCAGGACGUCAUAAAAUUUGUUCAAUGGAUGGAGGAAGACGUUGUCAAUCUCGUCACGUCUAAAUUAAUAGCACCGCAUCCAAAUACUUACACGUACACGAAAUGUUUGACGGAGAAUCUGGUCGCUGAUGAGUAUCCCCAUAUGCCAGUUGUCAUAACAAGACCAUCCAUUGUUUUACCGGCUAUCAGUGAACCUUUACCAGGUUGGGUGGAUAAUUUGAACGGGCCGAUAGGUAUCAUUAUUGGUGCUGGGAAAGGUGUAAUUAGGUCGAUGCAUUGUAACCCUAAUUAUCAUGCCGAAGUUAUACCCGUUGACUGGGCAAUUAAUGCAUUAAUCGUGAUAGCAUAUAAGAUAAGCAUAGAUCGUAACAAAUUGACAAACUGUCCGGUUUACAAUAUUACCCAGACAAGUAUAGAACGAAUGACAUGGGGUCAAAUUUUAGAGAAGGGAAAAGAGAUUAUUUAUGAUUAUCCUUUCGAAGGACAGAUAUGGUAUCCGGACGGCAAUAUACGGAAAAACAAAUUCAUUCAUAAUUUGUUUGUCUUCUUCUUUCACCUUAUACCGGCUUAUCUAAUCGACUUCCUGAUGUUAAUAUUUUGUCAAAAAAGAUUCAUGGUACAUAUUCAAAAAAAAAUUUCGAAUGGCCUCGAUUUCCUUCAAUAUUUCACCACGCGAAAAUGGAAGUUUCACAAUAUGAAUCUAUUGAACUUAUGGGGUGACAUGAAUCCAAAGGAUAGGGAACUGUUUCAAUUUGAUGCAACGAAUGUCGACAUGUUAGAGUACAUGAAGUUUAUUAUAUUGGGUGCGAGGCAAUAUUGCAUGAAAGAGGAUUUAUCUUCUUUACCGAGAGCACGCAUUCAUCAAAGGAUAAUGUACAUCAUUCACAUCACAACGGUAUAUCUGUUCUACUUCGGGAUAUUUUAUUUUAUAUACGAACACUGCGAGUUUGUUCAGGUUUUCGUCGAUUACCUCAUAAAUAAGAUCAAGAUGCUGCCAUUGUUGGGUAAUGUUAUUUAGGAGUAUUGUGUUAAGAAGAAAAUAGAAAAAAAAAAACACAACACAAAAGGAAAGAUCCAUUAAAAAUCAUUUAGAGUCUUUUUGUAUUGUAUUAAUAUAAUAUAUUGUAUAUUUGAUUUAUUUGAAGUAGUAUGUUAUCGAUAAAAGACUGACUAAUUCUGUAUAUUUAUGAAUCUUUCUUUCCUUUUUUUUUUUUUUUACUUUUUCUCUAUCUUCCGAUAUUUUUCCCCAUCUUUAUAUAUAUAGCGAAGUAAAAAAUCAAAAAAAAAGAAAAAAAAUCAAAAAAUAAAAUACAAAUAGAAAUGGAGAAAAAUGUCGAAAGAUGGACAAAAAUUAAAAAGAAAAAAAAGAAAAAAAAAAAGAAAAAAGAAAGAAAGAUUUAAAAGUGUACAAAAUUAGUUCGUCUUUUAUCGAUAACAAUAUCGACGAAUAACAUACUGCUUCAAAUAAAUCAAAUAUACAAUAUAUUAAUACAAUACAAAGGGACCCCAAAUGAUUUCGAAUAGAUCUUUUCUUUUAUUUUCUUUUUUUUGUUUUCUUAUAUAUAUAUAUAUAUAUAUAUAUAUAUAUAUAUUUCAUUUGUACGUACAAGUGUUUAAGAUACGAGAAAUUGGAUUUUCCUGCGUUGGUGUGCUGUUUUUUGUUAAGAAAAAAAAAAAGAAAAAAAAAAAAAGGAAAAACAGGAAAGAAAGAAUCUUCUAAGGGAAUGAUCGUAGUUCGUAAAUAAAUUGAAGCUUCGUUGAGUACGUGGAUCUUAGAUAUUGGCCAAAUAUAGAUACGCCUACGUACGUCAAAGUAAAGAAAAAAAAUGUAUCAGAAAGAGAGAGAGAGAGAGAGAGAGAGAGAGAGAGAGAGAGAAAAGAGAAGGAAGAAGAGAGGGGGAAACUAAUCAAGAGCAAGAUAAUAAAUAAAAAAUAAUUAUUAAAAAGUAUUAAAAAGUAUAUAAAAGUAAGUACAAAAGUUUUCUAUAUAUAUAUGUAUAUAUUUAUGUAUACAAGAUUUCUGUACAAUUUCAAAGUGGUUUAUUUUUUAUUUAUUAUCUUGCUCCCGAUUAGUUUUCCCUCUCUUCUUCUUUUUUCUUCUCUCUCUCUCUCUCUCUCUCUCUCUCUCUCUCUCUCUCUCUCUCCUUCUAUCUUUCUGAUACACAGACAGGUACACGGUAAAGUACUUACGUAUGGUUGCACGACGUGCAUUGAUUUUCACGUUAAAAUUUAACUUCGUUGACUUGGCUUUACGGUCACCGACGGGGAAAGGGUAUCUAUAUUACCCCUUUUUUUUCUUUCCCCCAAGCUUUUCCGCAAUUAUAUUACGCAAGAGAUCAUCACUAAUAUAACCAUCGAAUCGAAAAUGUGAAUGGAAGAAUAUAUUUUUAGCUGAUUUUUCAAACGUAUCUACGUUACGUGAUAAUGUUCGACGUAUGAAUGAUCCAGAGAGAUAUGAACGGCCAUAUAAUUUAUCAUUGAAGUAACGAAACAAGGAGAGAGAGAGAGAGAGAGAGAGAGAGAAUGGGAAAGCAGAAAUUUUAUCGUUAGAAAAAGUCAAUCAUAUCGGAGGAAGUGUUCGCGAUCAAGCAUGAAAUCACAUUCUCAAGAGUCUCUUAUAAAAGAAUAUUUAUAUGACGUUUUAAAGAGAUGUGGAUGAGUGAGUGAAAGAGACGAAGAGAUAAAGAGAAAUAUAUAUAUAUAUAUAUAUAUAUAUAUAUAUAUAUAUAUAUAUUGAGAGAGAGAAAGAGAGACUAGUAUUUGAUAUUUUUGGAUGUGUAUAUCACUAUCGAAAUCGAUAUCUCGAAAGAGUCGUUAUUCGGAUUUUAUACAAUAGAAUGCGAUCGUAAAGAAGUAAGACGUAUUGUAGGAUUUAUUGAAAUAAAACGUGACAAGAGAGGGUAAAAGAGAGACAAAGGUAAAAAAUAAAAAAAAAGAGAGAGAGAGAGAGAGAUUGAAGUGAGGACGAAUAUUUAAUUAGAAAAUUGUCAAAUUGCAUUGUUAGCCUUCAAAUGAUAUAAUGAAACAAAGAAAAGGGCUUGAAAUGAAGCAACAGUUAUUAGUUCCAAAUCGUAUGGCAGGAUGGCGCUGAGAAAUCCCAGCCAAACCCCAUUCCAUUAUUGAUCCACCCCCGCACACCCCCAAGAACGGACCACCAGCAGUGUCUUACUAAAGAAGCCUCUUUCUCCCUUUCUCUCCCUUUUCUCUUUCUCUCUCUCUCUCUCUCUCUCUUUCUCUCUCUCUGUCUCUUUCAUUUUUUUACCUCUGUCUCUUUCUUAUUCUCUAUUGUCACGUUUUAUUUCAAUAAAUCCUACAAUACGUCUUCUAUCUUUACGAUCGCAUUCUGUUGUCGUAUAAAAUGCGUAUAACGACUCUUUCGAGAUAUCGACUUUGAAAGUGAUAUAUAUCUCCAAAAAAAUUUGGAAGAAACAUAUCAAAUACUAGUCUCUUUCUUUCUCUCUCUCUCUCUCUCUCUCUCUCUCUCUCUCCUUUCUUUCUUUCUCUCUCUCUUUUUCUCUCUCUGUAUUCGCUUCGGUGACCUUCGUGUCUAAACUUCUCUUCGUAUAUACUUGCUUUUCCUUACCAUUAAAAUUCCAUCGACGAGAGAAUCGAGAUUGACCCGAUUCACGCGACCCUAUCGUCGUUUUCUCAACGAUCAGAGAGAGAGAGAGAGAGAGAGAGAGAGAUUCCUGGAUGCUCUUUUUACUUUUUACUAAUUUUGUGAAAAGGCGUGAGUAUAUAAAUAUAUGACGUAUAUAUAUAUAUAUAUAUAUAUAUAUAUAUAUAUAUAUAUAUAUAUAUGUUCUCGGAAAGUUCAAGGAUUACUGACGAAUAUAUAAGAAAAGGAUCAUGGCGUAUGGUUUAAUUUAUAAAUACUAGAAUCUUUUUUUACUUUAAUCAUAUAUUUUGAUGGGACUUUUCUUAAUUCAACUUUUAAUUGAGUUAUUUACUAUAAGAACUUAUUAGAUAGAUAUAUUUAAAUUUCAGAUUGAUUAAUAAAUAAACGAACUUUUGUUAUAUAUUUUUUUAUUCUUCUUUUUUGUUUUUUGGUUUUACCAUUACAAUUUAAACAUUUUGACAUGAAUUAUUUUCGACUAUAGUAAUGUGUAUGUUGUUUGCAAUGAAGUGCUUGCAUGGACGGAAAAAUAAUACACACACACACGUGAAUGUUCACACGUUUUCUACUCACAGUAUGGAUGUUAAAGUUAAUAAACUGUUUAUCUUUUAUCUUGAUUGAUUCUUGAAAUUGAAUGAACGAUUAACGGGAAUUAAUGGGUUUGGCCACAAGUUUUCAAGAUAAACGGGAAGAUAAAUGUUGAGGAUUAAAGAUACGAUAAAUGCAUAAUUGCAGAGAUGCGCAUAGCUAUAAUUAGACGUUUAUUUCUUUUAUUUUUUUUCUCUUUUUUUUUUUUCUUUCCUCAACAUUUAACAAUGUAGCAGUGACGAAAAGGAUGAAGUAAUGGUUAAUCGUUUAAUUCCAUUAGUCUUCCCAUAACGUUUGACCUAUUAUUCUCCGUUCAUUCGAGCCCACAAAUAAACCACUUUCUAACCACUUUGCUGGAGCAAUUUAUUCGGGAAAUGUUAGGGAGAAAAUGUUUCAGAAAUAAAAAAGAUCAUAAAAUUUAACGUUUCUCUGUGUUUUUCAUUAUAUACGUCUGUUUCAUUUUUGUGUUCAUGAAUUUAUAUCACAUGUGAAAUAAAGAAAGUGAAUCCAUUUGUCGAUAUUUA